AUACUUUCCUAGCUAAGCUUAGGUAACUGUGACAUGCAGUUGUCGACGAUCAAACCUACAACUUCAAACCUCCGGGUCAAACAUCGCGAAUACCCUUAAAUGCUUAAACCAUUUCCCGAAUAAUCGUCUACCAAAGCUUGCGGAUAUUACGAAUGUUCGAUUGGUACUCUAACCAUGAAGUAGGAAGCAACUCUGAUAGCUGUUCGCCAUGGAACAGUCGUAUUCUACCUCCAAAGUCACAGUCGAGUAUUUCGACCCUCACGAUGUCUUUAAGCUUCUCGCCCCGGGAUUAGUACCCCGACUUCCCUUGCGCAACCUUCACUGGCAAUCGCAUGCUGGGCCACUUCGUUCUAUCGAUACCCUACAUAUCGAACUUCUCUCGGCCGGCGACAAGACCUCCGUUACUUCUCCAGUCGCUUCUCCACAUGCUUCCGGACACCAUUUAGAUACUGUUAUUAGCCGUGAGGAUGGCUUCCAGACCCAAAUUGGAGCUAAACUGUCAUCCGAAGGUCUCGAUCCGAAUGUGAACCGAAAUAGUACACCGGCGCGGCGGCACCAAAUCCCUGGGCUGAGGAGGACUCCAUAUUUGAAGGUGCUACUCGUUCGAUGUGACGAUAAUGAUUCGUAUAAGGGACAUGUAAGGCAGGACAUACGCGAUUGGAUCAAAACACAUACACCCCCGUCCGGCUCUAAGAGGAAUACCGCCGAAAACCACGAUGCCUUCGAAUGGCUUAUUAUCCACGUUGUUAUACCAAAUACGGUCGCCGCCACCCAACCUCGAGAUUCAGGUUCUGCCCCAGAGAAGACAUCGGCUGUCUCUAAGUGGAGACCGGGGUCAAGCACUCUUUUCGAGAAAUUAAGGUCUGACUUUAAUACAUCCAGCAAAGGAGGGGUGGAUCGAAUCGCCCAGAUUCGUAUCGGCGUUAACGAUGUCCCGUACGACAUUCUGCCUCGAGUAGUGCCGGCUGUGCCCAGCGGCUAUUCCGAGACGGAACAGGAGACCGAAAAUUCAUGGACGGACCUUGUUUCCAAAUUUCGAAGUCUUAUUCUAUCCAGUUUUGAUCUGCGCGUGAGCCAGUACGAGGAAGAUAUCAGGGAGAAGGACUCGCAGAGAACUUUGCCCGGGUGGAAUUUUUGCACUUUCUUCAUCCUUAAAGAGGGCCUUGCCCGUGGCUUUGAGAGCGUAGGUCUGGUAGAGGAUGCGUUAGUCGGAUACGAUGAGCUGAGCGUAGGGCUGGAUAUGAUCGUCCAAGACCAAGCUUCAACAGGAUCGAGAUCUGCCACGAAUGCACUAUUAAGCUAUACCGAGGAGUUAAAAGAGAUUGCUCUCAAGGCUAAAGCCGCUAUUACUGGUUCCGAGUAUGAAGAUGACGAGGAAACGGUUGAUCUACAGUCCCAGACUGAUGACGCCCAGUCUAAGGAUAUAUAUGAUGAUAUUCCCAUCAGCUCUACUAAGAAGUCUUAUCGCGAUUUGAUUGUUGCGAAUAAUGUAUCUGUUUUUGACUUUAGGUGCUAUAUCUUCGCUAGGCAAAUAUCCCUCUUGCUUCGCCUCGGAAAUGCGUGGUCAACACGGGAAGAGUUGCUCGCAAAGCUCAAGGAGCAGCAGGAGUCGGUUUUACAUGGCGUUGCCCCCCGCGCGCCACCCCCAAAACAAAAGGAAAAUGAGCACGAGGAUUUAACGAUGCUCGCUGAGAUCUGCCGACGGACAUUAGAAUUCAUCCCCACGGUUUCCCAGGUUAUGAGAAACGAUGUCUUUGCUGCUCUUUCGGAUAUGGCGAAAGCGGAUGGGGAUGAUGCUCUAAAAGCAUCACAAGCAGACCCCAUGAUCGAGGAAGUGGUUGAGAAUUUGGUGGCUUCGUUUGCCUUCUCUAUCGCGCAGCAGAUUCUAGCACAGACUUCGACUAAAGCUUUGCCGAUACCUCCAUCUACCUUAACGCCGCAAGAUGCUCAAGAACCAAAAGCCGCUAUACCUGAACCUAAGACGAUGAUGCAUCCAGCGAGGAGUUCGUCGCUGAUUAUACAGACAGGGCGUGGUGCCAACGUCGGGCGUCCACUCCCUAGUCCAAAUGUCUUUCCCGGACGCCAGCCGAGUGCCUCGGACGAUCAAGCCCAAUCCUCGUUCCUAAAAGCUGGACUAGAAGAGCUCGCUGCUAAGAGAGCUGAGCUCUAUAUGUUGUCGAGGAAUAUCCUUGCGGAAUGCGGAAAGAAGCGUGGAUGGGCUGAUGGCUGGGCCACCGUACCUGUCAUAGGGGAGUCGACUAUGGUUGAAAUGGUUGAUAUCGAUCUUGACGGUGAUGAUGAUGACGAUGAGAAAUCUGAGACAGAAGUUCAAGAGACCCCCGCAACUCGUGAAGCUGUCUCUAUCUCUGGUGUUGAUAGCAAGCUUCUCAAGACGGCUCUCGAUAACAGGGAGGAUUUCUAUCGUCUUUACGAGACGCUCACCGACAAGGCCUUGCGACAUUAUACUGUGGCGGAUCACACCCAUUCGGUAAAGACCAGCAUGGCAGAUAUUGCCGUGUUGAAAUAUCACCUUGGCGACUACGCUGCAGCUUCUUCCUACUUUUGGGAAACCAUUCCUUUCUUUGGAGAAAGCGGUUGGAGCCUCCUAGAGUUAUCCAUGUUAGUCAUGUGCUCGAGGUGUCUAAAGCAACUUCAGCGAAAAGACGAGUAUGUCAAAGUCGUAUUGAAGCUGCUUACUAAAGCUGCCGCGGCUGAGAGAGACCGUCAGCAACAGAAGUCGGCGUUCCGGUUAGGAAAGCAGGAAGACGUUGAUUAUCCCGACAGCGAAGCUAUUAAAGGGUUCCUGGAUGAUCUGCUCGCAGCGACAAAGACUCUCCCAAAUGAGUUACGAAUACCCCUUUCCAGCUUCAUCUCCAUUGUAGAAGUUGACGGUCCCCCCGAAUACCAUCAAGGCCGAGAUGGCAUUUCACUCAAUCUCAAGGUGAAUAGCUUACUCGUGGAUAACCUCCGAAUCGAUAAUGUGAAAGUACGGGUCGUUGGGAUAGUGAACAAAUCGUCAAAAGAUAUAUGGUUUGAGCUGACUGAACCAACAACAAUUAAGCCGGGCAAAAACAAGCUCAAAUUAAAUAGUAACUCGGCAAUACCAGGCUCUUAUGAGAUCGAUAAGGUCGAUUUCAAGGCCAGCAACUUGCACUUGCACCAUGAGCGCGAAGCCGGUCAACCUGUAGACAAGGCUAGCGAUACCCUUCAAUCUCCAUAUCUUGCUAUCUAUCACCGAUCCGAGACUCUAGAUGUAAAACUGCGUGCAUCGAAGCAUAUUCAACUAGAUCGGAACAAUACAGUGGAUGUUGAUUUAGAUCCUGGCUGGAAUAACAUGCUGAACGCUGAGAUUCGGGUCAAGGCUGCUACGGGCGGCCUAAGACUACUCACCAGCGAAGCGAAGUGUAUCAGCUCUUCUAUAAAUUUCUCGAAAAAGCCGGAGGGCGGUCUAUUUUGUUUCGGAGCCAUACCGCAGAACAGUACCGUUCGAAUCCGAUUCCCAUAUACGGUGGAGCAGGAGACUUUUAGCAUAUCGAUACGUAUCGAGGUAUCUUACACGACCGAGGAUGGCUCGUUUUUCUUCUCCAAAACUCCUGUCGUCGAAACCGCUUUGGCUCUCGGGGUCAACGUCCAAGAUGUUUUCAAGCACAAAGCUCUUUUCUCCCGCUUUACCGUAUCUACAGCGAGCCAAAGCCCCUUACGUUUAUUCAAGAGCGAGCUUGUAAGCUCGGAAGUUUUUGAUUCGGAGUUUGGAGCGCCCCCUAGCGCUCCCGUCGUAAUCUUCCCGAAACAACCAGCUAGUCUACUAUACAAGAUCAUGCGUAAAAUGGGCGUGAAGAUCGGUCCGAAGACAAAGAAGACGAUGUAUCUUAGACUACACUAUAGCGUGCUACAGGAUGAGAUCGAAUCUCUAGUCGAGGAUUCCCUCACCGAGUCCCUGGAGGAUAAACCACUGCGUCCCUUCUCCCGGCUUAUAUGCUCGAUAGUCAUCCCGCAUGUUCGGCACGGGCUCACGGGACAAGACCUAGAGCGCGCGGUUCUCCUUGGAUCUGUACCCACGGCAUUCCUUUCCUCCAUCAACUGGGCUAAGUACUUCGUUGGACUAGGCAAGGCACCCGAUGGCACCGAUUACUCCAAAGCUCUCGUGUCUUUCCUCCGGACCUGGCAGGCUGAGCAUCCCAAACUGGCGCUCGAAAUAUACUCGGUCCCAGCGGAACCCAGAUCAAUCCUGAUCCCCGUAGAUAUACCCUCCUUGACUAUCGUCCACACGGCCGAUGUCCGGCUCCAACCACCCCCGCAGCAGACACCUUCGGCACUUUCUUCCCUUCCCGAUUCUCCUACGCCAACGGUCUGCACGAAUCAACUGCUACCCGCGAUCCUGCAUCUGAAAUGGACGCGCAUGUGGGACACCACCACGCCACCUGCCGAGCAGACAGACCUGGAAUUCAGCUACGAGCUCGCCGCGCCGCAGGAUACGUGGCUCCUCGGCGGAAGGCGGAAGGGACACUUCGUUAUCCCCGCCCCGUCUUCACCGUCACUCUCCGGAGCCGUAACCGGGGCCGGGGGAGCGAACGUAAAAGUAGACUACGAAAGCACCCCCGACACCGAAGCCGAGAUCCCUAUCCUCCUCGUCCCGCUUCGCGAGGGCUGGCUGCCGUACCCGACCGUCGAGAUCAGGGAAGUCAGACCCUACGAAGACGCCGUCGGCUCGCCCGUUGGCGGGGGAGCGGGGGCCGGGACCGGGCCGGGCGUACAUUUCGAGACCGACGUGAGGAAUUUGGGAGAGACGGUCAGGGUCAUCGCGGAUAGGGCCCGCGUCACCCUGAGCCUGGACGCGAGCGGGCCCGGCGGAGGGCCUUUGGUUUUGGAUGUUGAGCGCUUGGGUGGGGGCGCGGGGAGGGGGAGGGUUGUUGCUUGAUUUAGCUGCUGUGGCUGUGACUGAGGUGAGAAGUAGGUUAUGGGGGGAAGUUUGAGUUGUUUUAGGGAGUUUAUGAAUGAGCGGAUGGAUGGACUGCCUGAUUUUAUGAAUAGGUAGAUAGGUAUGGAGGUGGGGAGGUGGGGAGGUAGAUAUGUAAAUGGAUGUUGUAGAUUCGCUAACUUAGCUUGCCUGCCUACCUACCUGCAACACAUCCGAUAUACGUAUUUUGAUCUAACAUAUUACCUACGCCGAAUAUGAGUUCUAGGC
Messenger RNA from Annulohypoxylon truncatum, 5185 nucleotides. RefSeq names its product trafficking protein particle complex subunit 10. Gene Ontology annotation, biological process: early endosome to Golgi transport; intra-Golgi vesicle-mediated transport. The coding region runs from base 209 to 4918 and encodes 1569 amino acids. NCBI's taxonomy places the organism in Eukaryota, Fungi, Ascomycota, Sordariomycetes, Xylariales, Hypoxylaceae. Gene Ontology annotation, cellular component: TRAPPII protein complex. The record is from RefSeq and is a predicted model, not a curated record. The transcript has 3 exons.